UGACAACGCAGUGUUGUGAAUGCGAGUGCCACUAGUUAAGAUGACCGUCGGCAGGAACUACGUGCUGGUGUUGGCCCUGUUGCUAGGAUUCCUGGCCUCCAGCUGCGAGGGCGGUGAUUCGCCCAUCAUCUUCCCUACCCUCAAGGAAGGCAGGUGCCCCAUAAUCCGCGACGAGUGCCCACCCCCCGGCAGGAUCUCUCCCCCGAAAUGUAUCGACGAUGCCAGCUGUCCCGGGGAAGACAAGUGCUGCUUCGACAUCUGUCUCAGGCGGAACACGUGCAAACCCCCCAGGUUCCUCUUGUAAAGGGCUUGGAGAACAGCUCUGUGGAUUCAUUAUGGCGGGGAUGCCCUGUGUCUCCUCUAUACACGUUAACAUUGUGGCUCGUUCUCUUGCAAGGCUUGUUUGGGUAUUUGUACACACUUUAUUCUCUCUCGUGUGUAGUAUGAACGUCGGAAAGAUUAGCAUCGAAUAUUCACGGUGUAAUGCAUUGUGCGAUGCAAGACGAAUGGAUUAAAGGUUCAUAUUUGACA
This is a messenger RNA of Penaeus indicus, 531 nucleotides long. RefSeq names its product supwaprin-a-like. Gene Ontology annotation, molecular function: peptidase inhibitor activity. NCBI's taxonomy places the organism in Eukaryota, Metazoa, Arthropoda, Malacostraca, Decapoda, Penaeidae. Gene Ontology annotation, cellular component: extracellular region. The transcript is spliced from 2 exons. The record is from RefSeq and is a predicted model, not a curated record. The coding region runs from base 20 to 304 and encodes 94 amino acids.